Molecule: messenger RNA, 192 nt
Organism: Mytilinidion resinicola
Lineage: Eukaryota; Fungi; Ascomycota; Dothideomycetes; Mytilinidiales; Mytilinidiaceae
Exons: 1
Source: RefSeq, a predicted model, not a curated record
CAACAGCAACAGCCACAAUACGCCGCCGAGCAAAGACAGUCAAGCUUCGACUACCGCCCCAACCGCGACGGCGCCGGUCGCACAAACGGCGAGACGAAGAAUCUGCUUUCCGAGUACGCGCUUGUCGCGGAAGCGGCGAAACGCGCGCAGAUGGCAGUGCUGAUGCGGGAUUUGGAGGGUGUUGAGUUGUGA